GAGCCACUAAAGGAGGAGCCGGAUCACCUUCACCAGGCUGAGCUGGCUACCACAUGGCUCAUGCCAGUGUUCGGGGAAAUCAAAGACGAGAAUGACAGGGAUGCGACUGUGCUGGAAUGCAGUUCAAAGAAGGGGAAAAAUCAACUGAAAGUCUCCAGGGAAGUGGAACUCUCUCAGAUAUUGUCAGGAAGAUCUGAGCAGAACAUUUCCCACUGUCCUGAUGGGUGGGAAAUCUCUGAGAGCCAUGUAGGAAACAGACCGGUGAAGGAAAGCGAAAAAUCCGUUUGUCGUCCUCAGUGUCACAAGCAGUUCGAGGAAGCAGCGUUCCAGCAGAAAAGCCUCCAAGGCGAGAGACAAACAGCAUGCGCUGAAUGUGGGCAAUUCUGGAGAAGCGGAGAAGAUCAGAGAAUCUACCCAGGAGAGAAACCCUAUGGGUGCUCGGAGUGUGGAAAGAGUUUCAGCCGGAGAGCUGACCUGGUUAGCCAUCAGAGGAUACACACGGGAGAGAAACCGUACAAAUGCCCAGACUGCGGGAACAGCUUCAACGACCGUUCGAGUCUUAGUAGACACCGGAGAACCCACAGCGACGAGAAACCGUACGUAUGCUCAGAUUGCGGGAAGAGCUUCACGCAAAAGGCCAACCUGAUUAAGCACGAGAGAACCCACACGGGAGAGAAGCCCUACCCGUGCGCUGAGUGCGGGAAGAGCUUCAGUCAGCAGUCGAACCUGAUUUUACAUAAAAGGACCCAUACGGGUGAGAGGCCGUAUAAAUGCCCAGAGUGCGGGAAAGGCUUCAGCCGGGGGUCACACCUCCGGGUCCACGAGAGAGCCCACACCGGAGAGAAACCAUUCCAGUGCUCAGUCUGUGGGAAAGGGUUCAGCCGGAGGCCGAAGCUUAUCACGCACCAGAGGAUCCAUACGGGAGAGAAGCCGUACGAAUGUUCGGACUGUGGGAAGAGCUUCACGGGCGCGUCGAGCCUGAAUCGACAUAAACGGACUCAUACCGGAGAGAAAUCGGAAAUGCCUACACAGGAAGGAGUUUUGAAUGGGAAUCAUGUUUUGAACUGAGCGAGGGUCGAAGGGCCAGCAAUGCUGCCUGAGAGAGGUAGUGUGGUGUAGUGGUUAGACUGCAUGGUUAAGGUUGUGAAAACCCAGAUUCAAAUCCUCACUGAGCCUUGGAGUUUACUGGGUGACCCUGGGCCAGGCGUUCUGUCUCUCAGGCUAAGCUACCUUACAGGGUUGUUGUGAGGACAAAAUGCAUGGGUUAGGGGACCUUGUAAUCUCUUCUCGAUCAUCCCAG
Molecule: messenger RNA, 1300 nt
Organism: Elgaria multicarinata webbii
Lineage: Eukaryota; Metazoa; Chordata; Lepidosauria; Squamata; Anguidae
Product: zinc finger protein 239-like
Exons: 2
Coding region: 61-1068 (335 amino acids)
Biological process (GO): regulation of transcription by RNA polymerase II
Molecular function (GO): DNA-binding transcription factor activity, RNA polymerase II-specific; RNA polymerase II cis-regulatory region sequence-specific DNA binding
Source: RefSeq, a predicted model, not a curated record